Molecule: messenger RNA, 1868 nt
Organism: Rattus rattus (black rat)
Lineage: Eukaryota; Metazoa; Chordata; Mammalia; Rodentia; Muridae
Gene: Mapk3
Product: mitogen-activated protein kinase 3
Exons: 8
Coding region: 30-1250 (406 amino acids)
Biological process (GO): protein phosphorylation; intracellular signal transduction
Cellular component (GO): cytoplasm; nucleus
Molecular function (GO): ATP binding; MAP kinase activity
Source: RefSeq, a predicted model, not a curated record
GGCAGCGGGGGGAGGCGGGAGGAGUGGAGAUGGCGGCGGCGGCGGCGGCUCCGGGGGGCGGGGGCGGGGAGCCCAGGGGAACUGCUGGGGUCGUCCCGGUGGUCCCCGGGGAGGUGGAGGUGGUGAAGGGGCAGCCAUUCGACGUGGGCCCACGCUACACGCAGCUGCAGUACAUCGGCGAGGGCGCGUACGGCAUGGUCAGCUCAGCCUAUGACCACGUGCGCAAGACCAGAGUGGCUAUCAAGAAGAUCAGCCCCUUCGAGCAUCAAACCUACUGUCAGCGCACGCUGAGAGAAAUCCAGAUCUUGCUGCGAUUCCGCCAUGAGAAUGUCAUAGGCAUCCGAGACAUCCUCAGAGCACCCACCCUGGAAGCCAUGAGGGAUGUUUACAUUGUUCAGGACCUCAUGGAGACGGACCUGUACAAGCUGCUAAAGAGCCAGCAGCUGAGCAAUGACCACAUCUGCUACUUCCUCUACCAGAUCCUCCGGGGCCUCAAGUACAUUCACUCGGCCAAUGUGCUGCACCGGGACCUGAAGCCCUCCAAUCUGCUUAUCAACACCACCUGCGACCUUAAGAUCUGUGAUUUUGGCCUUGCCCGGAUUGCUGACCCUGAGCACGACCACACUGGCUUUCUGACCGAGUAUGUGGCCACACGCUGGUACCGAGCCCCAGAGAUCAUGCUUAACUCCAAGGGCUACACCAAAUCCAUUGACAUCUGGUCUGUGGGCUGCAUUCUGGCUGAGAUGCUCUCCAACCGGCCUAUCUUCCCCGGCAAGCACUACCUGGACCAGCUCAACCACAUUCUAGGUAUACUGGGUUCCCCAUCCCAAGAGGACCUAAAUUGUAUCAUUAACAUGAAGGCCCGAAACUACCUACAGUCUCUGCCCUCUAAAACCAAGGUGGCUUGGGCCAAGCUUUUUCCCAAAUCUGACUCCAAAGCUCUUGACCUGCUGGACCGGAUGUUAACCUUUAACCCAAACAAGCGCAUCACAGUAGAGGAAGCACUGGCUCAUCCUUACCUGGAACAGUACUAUGAUCCGACAGAUGAAGUAAGCCGGCCACCAGCGGCUGGGAGGGGAAUUAGUGUUCCCAGUGUCCGGCCUGUGCCUUACUGUCUUUGCCCCCAGCCAGUGGCUGAGGAGCCAUUCACCUUUGACAUGGAGCUGGAUGAUCUCCCCAAGGAGCGGCUGAAGGAGCUGAUCUUCCAAGAGACAGCCCGCUUCCAGCCAGGGGCAACAGAGGCCCCCUAACAAGAACAGACACCCCUGUCCUUUUGGACCUGGUCCUGCUCCUACCUGCUCCUUCUCUGCAGAUUGUUAGAAAAUGAACUUUGCUCAACCCGGACCCCGGCAGCCCAGGCUGGACCAAGGGUGGGCCUGGCCACCCCCUCUCACUCUGCUGGGGUCUCCUGCUUCAAGCAGGCUUCUCCCACUCCAGUCCCCUGCCCCAUCUCCCCUUGACCUGAGUGAUGAGGUGGCCCCAGAGCUGAUCUCUGCUGCUGUGUCUUUAUCUAUCCCUGCUAGCCCCAGCUCUGGUAGACGGUUCUGGAAUGGAAGGGCUAUGACUGCCCUAGGACCUGUGCUACGGAGGGGUGGAGGGCACUGAGUAGGCUAAGCUCUGCCCUACUCAUCCUGUUGGAACCCCACCCCAUUUUCCCUGACAGAACAUUCCUAAGUCUCAAGGGCUAGUUUCCCUGAGGAGCCAGGCCUAGGCCUAACCCUCUCCCUCUCAAGCUGCCACAUGUAACGCCCUUGCUGCUUCUGUGUGUGGGUGAUUGGAUGUGGAGGUGGGGCCCGUGGAGAGCCCGUGCCCCUCCCCACCUCCCUGUGCCUGUAUCUAAUAUAUAAAUAUAGAGAUGUGUAUAUGGA